AGGGUUAAUGCGCUUUGUACGUACGAUCAGCUUCGUAAGGCUGGACGAGCAGGAUGCUCAACAGACGGUAGCCUACUGCUGCUCCUGGAUGAAGGCUCUCUCACUUGACGCUUGCUUCAUAGUCCGCCCAUAAAGUACUGCAUCUCCGAAGAACUCCACAGACCGCGUUCGGGCGAGCCCACGCGACACCAACGCAGGAGCAGGAAUGAGCGCCAAGCCUCAGUCAUAAUGGUACGAUGGUCCAAUCAUUCAUACAUGUAUCCAUCAGUCUCGCCCUUCUCGCCAGACUCGUUCCACACUCAGAACCGCGAUGCAGCAUGGACCACCGGCAGCUUGCUGUACAGCACCAAUCAUGCAGCACCGCAUAAAGCAGCACCGCACAAAGCAGGACCGUAUCGUGCGCAGCAGCCAGCAGCUUCGACUGACAGAGAGAGAUAUAUUCGCUCGCCGGGCAGAAAGGAAGUGCUGAAGUGGCGAGGCGAGUCGAGACGGGUCCGUGCCGAGGCGUAUCGGCGGCAUGUCCAGAACCCUGUGUUUCUUCCUUCUCAAUUGCGAUUGCUGACGCCUGGACACCGUCCAGUACUACGCCGAUAUCUGUACGAAGAACGUCUCCGAGAGCAGACCAUUAGGUCAAUAUGAGGCAAGUGCCUGUCAACGGUAGAAUGGAGCUUGCCCGCAAAAGAAGGCCCAGCUCAUUGCGCCAGACUAUAGGCAACCCAUUGGGUAUUACGCUGGCGCGUCAGGGCUUUAGUAGCAGUCGAGAUACCCGCCUGCAGUUAGUCAUACUCUGAUUGUGGCGAUACAAUGCCUGCGGGAGCAGUUGUAUCGGAUUGUAAUGUCAACAGACGUUAAGGACCUCCGACCGUCGUUGCCUCAGGCAUCAACCAGUGACGAGCCGUAC
Baudoinia panamericana UAMH 10762 is the source of this 901-nucleotide messenger RNA. RefSeq lists its product as uncharacterized. Bases 229 to 639 code for a protein of 136 amino acids. The record is from RefSeq and is a predicted model, not a curated record. The transcript is spliced from 2 exons. Lineage: Eukaryota; Fungi; Ascomycota; Dothideomycetes; Mycosphaerellales; Teratosphaeriaceae.